GUGCGUGUGAGAUAUAUCCUGUAAGGGAAAGAGGCCGUUAUAGGUUUAUUUUGAAGAAACCACUUCGUUUGAGCAGGUCUAGUCCGGUUUUUUUUUAUUCCUUCCCAAUAUUUUUCCUCAAUUCACAUUUCCUUUUGACGCUCGGAGUAAAACCUCAUAGAUCAAGCUACGACCGGAUAUGGAACGUGCCGGCUUUCAACAGGAUAUGGAAGAAGAUGCUCCCCCUCCAAAGCAGCAACCAAUGAUAUACAUCUGUGGAGAUUGUCACAAAGAAAAUGAGAUAAAAGCAAGAGAUCCUAUCAGAUGCAGAGAGUGUGGUUACAGAAUAAUGUAUAAGAAAAGAACAAAAAGAUUAGUUGUAUUUGAUGCCCGAUAAAGAGAACAGAGGAUGCAUCUAAUUGAUCUGAAUUCAUGUCCAUUCUGUGUUGAUUUUAUUUAAGCAAAUACUCCAAUUUUGGUUCUUGCAAUAAAAUUUUAUUUCAAGCA
Molecule: messenger RNA, 486 nt
Organism: Thamnophis sirtalis
Lineage: Eukaryota; Metazoa; Chordata; Lepidosauria; Squamata; Natricidae
Gene: POLR2K
Product: RNA polymerase II, I and III subunit K
Biological process (GO): DNA-templated transcription
Cellular component (GO): RNA polymerase I complex; RNA polymerase II, core complex; RNA polymerase III complex
Molecular function (GO): zinc ion binding; DNA binding
Source: RefSeq, a predicted model, not a curated record